AUGGGUGAAAUGACAAUUCUAACAGUUAUGUCCUAUGACAGGUAUGUAGCAAUAUACUUGCCAUUAAAAUACAACACUGUCAUGACAUGUACAAAACUGUACAAAUUAUUACUUGCUGCCUGGAUCUAUCCUGUUGUUAUGGUGUCUUUUGCACUCAUCUUUUCAGUGUCAGUUCCUUUGUGUGGAAACCAGAUUAAUAAAUUGUAUUGUUACAACUGGGAUGUUAUGAAGCUAUCUUGUGUAGACACGACUGUUAACAAUAUUUAUGGAUUUUUGGUAUAUGCUUCAUUUAUUCCACUCUUUUCUUUUAUUGUAUACUCUUACAUUAAAAUACUUAUAGUAUGCCAUAAAAGCGCCAAAGAACACAACAGGAAAGCUUUGCAAACCUGUCUUCCACAUUUAAUUUCAUUAAUCAGCUUUUAUGCUACUGUGUUAUCAGAAACGAUUCAAAGCCGAUUAAACCCUAAGAAUGUGUCAAACAUUGUACGCACAAUCACAUCACUGGAACUUCUAAUUGUCCCUCCUCUUUUGAAUCCCAUUAUUUAUUGCCUGAUUCUGCCUGAGAUCCGUAAAAGAGUUGUUAAAACAUUUAGAGGAAAACAAAUUGGUCCAAAAAUAACAAUUCCAAAUGCAACCAGGCACUAG
Messenger RNA from Polyodon spathula (Mississippi paddlefish), 645 nucleotides. Its product is annotated as olfactory receptor 51E1-like. Lineage: Eukaryota; Metazoa; Chordata; Actinopteri; Acipenseriformes; Polyodontidae. Gene Ontology annotation, biological process: G protein-coupled receptor signaling pathway. Gene Ontology annotation, molecular function: olfactory receptor activity; G protein-coupled receptor activity. The record is from RefSeq and is a predicted model, not a curated record. The transcript has a single exon. The coding region runs from base 1 to 645 and encodes 214 amino acids. Gene Ontology annotation, cellular component: membrane.